AACACCGGAUGUGAGAGGAAACUGUGGCGCUAGAGCUGAGCUCAGCAGACAGCAGUUGUAUUGUGAUUGUUAUAGUGAUCUGUGCAAGUUUUAACGAAAUACGCAUGAUGUCAUAGCGGAGAGUGUAUUUGGAUAAAAUGGAGCAUUUUUUACACGUGCAAUUUUCCUCAAAUGUGACUACAAAAGGAACCAUUUCGAUUUGGAAGCAAAGAAGUUAAAAACAAGGCAAAAAAAUGACUGCUCAGCUCAGGUCAUCGCACACUGUUUUCUCAGUGUGUCAGAGUGACUGACAGAUGAAAAGAAUCUAUAUGGAAAGCAAAACACGAGCUUUGAUAGUUGAAAACAGAAUUUAACACAAAGAAUAAAUGGCUUUCCUGGAUAACCCAGCUAUUAUUUUGGCCCACAUCAGACAGUCUCAUGUGACCAGUGAUGACACAGGGAUGUGCGAGAUGGUACUAAUCGACCAGGAUGUUGAUCUGGAGAAGUGCCAGUUAGCUUUGGUGCCUGGCAGCAGCUGUGGCUCCACAGGGUCUGGAUCCUUUAACGAGGCAGGCAGCAAUGUGACGGACAAUCAUACCUGUGAUCUCUCACAGUCCAUGGACAUCACCUCCAGCUGGGACUUUGGCAUUCGUCGGCGAUCAAACACAGCCCAAAGACUUGAAAGACUAAGGAAAGAGCGACAAAACCAAAUCAAGUGUAAAAACGUCCAAUGGAAAGAGAGGACAUCUUCUCAAUCUGUUGAGGAUCUGGGCUCAUUAUUUGAGAAACGUGACUUUAAAGAUCGACCAAGGACAACAGGCACCAAGUCUACGCUGUCAUUGCGACUGGAGCAGUGUCCUCAACAACUCAACAACCCCUUUAAUGAAUACUCCAAAUUUGAUGGCAAGGGCCAUAUCGGGACAACGGCUACAAAAAAGAUUGACGUCUACCUCUCUAUGCAAAUGGGUCAAGACAAGGUUCAUCCAAUGACUGUGGUAACCAUUGCCAAUGCCCGUGUACAUGAUCUCAUUGGACUAAUCUGCUGGCAAUACACAAGCGAAGGAAGGGAACCUAAACUCAAUGAGAAUGUGAAUGCCUAUUGUCUGCACAUUGCUGAGGAUGAUGGUGAAGUCGACACAGACUUUCCUCCUCUUGACUCAAAUGAACCCAUCCAUAAGUUUGGUUUCAGCACAUUAGCCUUAGUAGAGAAAUAUUCUUCACCUGGCCUUGCCUCUAGACAGUCUCUGUUCGUAAGAAUUAAUGCUGCUCAUGGCUUCUCUUUAAUACCUGUGGACAGCCUGAAGGUAACCAUGAAUGACAUCCUCCAGAAAGCAUUGAAGAAAAGAAAAGGCUCUCAAAAAGGCUCAGGGCCUAUGUAUCGCUUGGAAAAACAGACCGAGCCAAAUGUCGCAGUUGACUUAGACUCUACACUGGAGUCUCAGGGUACACUUGAAUUCUGUUUGGUCAGAGAAAACAGCUCCAGGGGAGAAGAGAGCUCAGAGGAGGAUCCACCAAUUGACAUCACCACAGUCCAGGACAUGCUCAGCAGUCACCAUUACAAGUCAUUCAAGAUCAGCAUGAUCCACAAGCUGCGGUUUACCACAGAUGUGCAGCUAGGUAUUUCAGGAGAGAAAGUUGAGAUUGAUCCAGUGACCAAUCAGAAAGCCAGCACCAAGUUCUGGAUCAGACAGAAGCCCAUAUCCAUAGACUCGGACCACCUCUGUGCCUGUGAUCUGGUGGAAGAGAGAAGCCCCAGUCAUGCAAUAUUUAAACUCACCUACCUGAGCAAUCAUGACUACAAGCCUCUCUACUUUGAAUCUGAUGCUGCUACUGUCAAUGAAAUUGUGCUAAAGGUUAACUACAUCCUAGAGUCCCGGGCCAGCUCGUCGCGGGCCGAUUACUUUGCCCAAAAACAACGGAAAUUGAGCCGCAGGACCAGCUUUAGUUUCCAAAAGGACAAGAAAACUGGGCAGUGAGUGCUGCAGCUGUCUGUACAGAGGUAAACGCCAGCCUGAAGGCCUGUUUGAGACAACUGCAGGCAAAGUCACCUGUAAAGAAGGUUGAAAGCAAUGGAAAGACACACUGCCAUGCAUGAAGCAAAUGGAUAAAAAGGGUGUCUGUUAUAGCUCAGUGAGCUGUAGCCUCUGUGUGAUUAAUUUUAUGUGAUUAAUUUGGUACUGACACAAAGACUCAAGUCCAGACAAAGCCGUCACUUUAGUGAUAGCUGUCUGUCGUCACUCAUGGUUUACCUUUAGCUCAGACCUUGUUGCAUUUGGGAGCAAGUGGUUGAGCUAGUGCAUGGAUUUGAAGAUCAAUGGUCCAUUAAAAGCCUUAAAACAACAACUAGAGGUUGAUAUUGAACAACUCCGGACUCCGGUUAGCUGUGUCAAUGACACAAUGAAAUGUACCCAGCUAAAUGAGUUAUGUGAACUGUUAUGGGGCAUGUUUAUUAAAUCACAAUAAAGAAAUGCCAACCUCUCCCAAGUUUGAAUCGCAGCCAGUCGCAAUGCAGAGCAACACACAAAGUGAAUGUUUUUAAAUAAAAAAUAAAUUGUGAAAAGUAUGUCAUUUAAAUGUAUAUCCAGCCAAUGUGUCUAUAUAAGCCAUCAAUGGGCUGUUGACAGUCUAAUAUUAUUUGAGCCUCAAUCAUUCCUCCUUUCCAAGCUAAAAUGUGAAUUAUCCACCACGAACUUCCCUUUUACCCUGUUUUGUUUCUCCUUCAGAUUUGGUCCAAAAACUUCUCUAAUGUCUAACAUAUGAAUUAAGACCGUGUUAAGCAAUACUGAAGACAGAACUGCCAUCUGGUGGAUAAUAUGGGUCACGACAGACGUGUGCCAAAGCUGUGAACAACUACACAACUGUAGUGAUUAUGAUAUAAAAGAGGGUCAAUUAGUGGGGUUUCAAUGGUCUGUAAAAUAACUUAAUAGAAGAAGACAUUGGUGGAAGAAAUUCUAAAUUUUGUUACUUAAGUAAAAGUACAGCUACUGGAGCAAAAAAAAUACUCAAGUAGAUGUUUUCAUAUGAUACUUGUACUAGAAAUAUUAUUUAAGUACCUGUUUAAAACUGUACUUAAUGAGUAAAAAUAUUUCAAGCGGAUUUUGAGAUGGUAAAUGGUCAUAUUUUUAUAUAGCGCUUUUCCUCCAAGGUAAGAGCAUCAAGGAACCACUUACCUAUUCACACACACACUCACCAGUGUAUGCAGACGCUGGGAGCAAGGUGGGUCAAGUGUCUUGCCAAAGGACACAGUGACAGUAAUCAUUUGUGGGAGCUGGGAUGGCACCGCCAACCUGUAGGUCAGUAGAUCUGACCGACCAACUAAUGAUGUUUUUUAGGUCCAGAGUGGGAUUCAAACCACCACCCUCUUGAUCAGUGGACAAACACUGAGCUACUGUCACCCAAUCUAUAAUAAAGCUUCAAAUUUAGUGAUUUUGAC
Messenger RNA from Periophthalmus magnuspinnatus, 3412 nucleotides. RefSeq names its product MAPK associated protein 1 (gene mapkap1). Bases 366 to 1955 code for a protein of 529 amino acids. The record is from RefSeq and is a predicted model, not a curated record. Lineage: Eukaryota; Metazoa; Chordata; Actinopteri; Gobiiformes; Gobiidae. Gene Ontology annotation, cellular component: plasma membrane; TORC2 complex; cytoplasm. Gene Ontology annotation, molecular function: phosphatidylinositol-4,5-bisphosphate binding. The transcript is spliced from 12 exons. Gene Ontology annotation, biological process: TORC2 signaling.